AGCAAUUGCAGUCACUAUGAACAGUCGAGUCGAUAUGUAGGAAACUGUAACCAAAUUCUUAAAUUUUUUGAUUACGUUAAUUUCCAAAAACUCUCAAUCGUUUGAAACGUGGCCCCUUUGGAAAUUUUUGGUUUGACCACAAGUUUCAGGUUUAAUCUUCAAAGUGCGUACAAAGAGGUUAUGUCCACGGUCUGUCACUGUCAACAUGACAGUUUAUAAUAUUUACAUUUUUGAUAAAAGUGGAAUUUUGCUUUAUUAUAACGAAUGGAACCGGUUAAAGCAGUCAGGCAUGACCAGAGAAGAGGAAGGCAAACUGAUGUAUGGGAUGUUGUUUUCAAUCAAGUCCUUCGUGAGCAAAAUCUCCCCAACGGACACUAAAGAGGGCUUCCUCUACUACAAAACGUCAAAAUACACUCUCCACUUUCUGGAGACUCCCUCAGGUUUGAAGUUCGUUUUAAACACGGACAACAACGCCCAGGGAGUGCGGGAGUUACUACAACAAAUCUAUAGUCAAGUUUUCGUGGAAUAUGUGGUGAAAAACCCCCUAGCCAAGCUGUCGGAACCCAUACAGUCAGAAUUGUUCAAAACGAAGCUCGACACUUUCAUAAAGCAGUCGCCAGUGUAUUUAACAAAAGCUUUAUAAUUUGUAAAUUGUAAUAAAUAAUUUAAUAAAAUUUUUGUCGCUA
Molecule: messenger RNA, 686 nt
Organism: Zophobas morio
Lineage: Eukaryota; Metazoa; Arthropoda; Insecta; Coleoptera; Tenebrionidae
Gene: Bet5
Product: Blocked early in transport 5
Exons: 2
Coding region: 206-643 (145 amino acids)
Biological process (GO): endoplasmic reticulum to Golgi vesicle-mediated transport
Cellular component (GO): TRAPP complex
Source: RefSeq, a predicted model, not a curated record